CUUUAUUCGUGACAACAGGUAUAUAUACCCAAAUCAUCAUUAUUUUCUCUCUCUCUCUCUCUCUCUCUCUGUCUCUCUCGCACUCGUCUUCCUCUCUCUUCCCUUGCUUCCCGAAGAAGACAGAGACGCUGAGUGAGUGUAGGAGGCGAGGAGAGGGCUUUCUUAAUUGCUUGCCUCACUCGUGAAUCUGCAAAAUAUACAAAAAUGGCAACAAUGGCUUCCUGCAGUUCAUAUUUUGAUGAUGAAACAAGGGAUUUGGAGGGUUUGCUUGAAGCAUUUGGUUCUGUGCUUUCUCUUGAGGCUAUAGCCACUGUUUAUUGUGAGGCCAAGCGUAAUGUCCAGAAGGCUGGUGAAAUUCUUUUUGAAAUGCAAAGAAGUACCUCUAGUGAUGCUACUUAUGCACUGAAGGAUGAAUUUGAGGAGGGUGCAAGUGCAACAUGCUCAGUAACAUCAUCUGACACUGUUGUUCAGAAGUCGAAUCAUUUGGAAAGAAAUUCCAAAUCAUUGAGGCCAAAAAAAUGUUCUGUAUCAUUGGGUACUGUUUCAGGUGUGAUUGGAAGAGAUUAUGUCAGGUCCAGGCCAUCAAUGAAUGGAUCUUGUGUAGCAAAAAAGCCCCUGAAAUUAAAUUCAAAUGAGCUGCCAAUGUCUGAGAUUUGGAAUGCAGAAGAUCCACUCAGUAUCAAGACAGGGAAAGGCAGCAUGCGUGAGGAUAUUGAGGAAUUUAUGUUUAACAUGCUUGGCCUUGGCUUUCGGCUUGACAUGAAAGUCAUCCAAGAAGUUCUUGGCCUUUGUGGUUAUGAUGUGAAAAAGACGAUGGAGAAACUUCUUGAUAUAUCAGCUUCAACUUUGGAGAAGAGUGAUGAUAUUGUUGGCAAAGAUGCUGCAAAAUCUAUAAAGAAGUAUCCAUGCUUAGAGUCUCAUUUCAGUCGAGCAAAAUUGCAACACCUGGAUUCUGCCAAGGGUGUUAAGGUUACUGAAACAGAAUCAUCUAAAAGAGACAAAGACAGAUAUAAUCUCCAAAGAGAAGUUCUUGAAGCAUUGUUUAUCAUUCCUGAGAGGUCUGAGGAGGUACCAAAAAGUCGUCCUGUGAGGCCAGUGAGAUCUGGCGCACUUGGUAAAUUGGUAGAUGAACCUCUACAAGAUACUACUGCACCAUGUGUUCCCAUCACUUUAGAACCAGAACAAGUCACUGAAAGUGACAGUGAAGAUGAUGAGGAUAGCUACAAGGUCCAACGUAAAGCAGUGAAGGAGUAUUGGACUAUAAUGAAAGAGUAUUAUAAAGCCGCUGUUGAUGCAUUCGCUAAUGGGGAACAUACACGGGCAUAUAAACUUCUAGAAGAGGGUCAUUUUUACAGCAAGAAGGCUCGAGAAGCAGAUGAAAAAUCUGCUCAAAAGCUUAUUGAAACUAAUCAAUGCAAAAAAAAUGAAGAAGUGUCUCUAUACUUGGAUGAACAGGAGCCAAAGGAAGCAAUAAGUCUUCUGAGGUUUCAUUUAAAGUCUCUUUCUGGAAUUCCAUCUAUUCAGUGUCUGAAGGUCAUCUUGGGCUCGAAUGAUGACGUCAAGAAAGGGGCUCGGAAACGAAUGAUCAUUAUGAAGCUACUCGAGAAGGAAUCAAUUAAAUGGACCGAGGAACAGAAUGGUCAGGCACUGCUGAUAAGAGUGGACGAGAUCAACCCCAAAAAAUUGAGUUUUGCUGGAAAACAAUGAGAGGAGCAGAAAAAAAGUCACCUUCAAAAAACAUGAGGAUUUGGGAAGUAAGGGGACUGAAAUUGUUAAUCUAGACUAAGGUGAUUAAAUGCAAUUUUUUUGUUCAUGUUCUUUGUUCUAUCACAAAAAUAUUUCUAAGGGAUUAACUUUGAGCUCUGUAAAAAAAUUAUGGAAUUAAAAUUUUGGUACUCUAUUAAUUAAAAUUUGCAUAGUUAAUUAUGUUAAUUUGAUGACUUUAAUGUUUAUUAAAAUUACAUGCAUCAAAUAAAUUCCAAGAUUGAACA
This is a messenger RNA of Malania oleifera, 1991 nucleotides long. Its product is annotated as putative nuclear RNA export factor SDE5. The record is from RefSeq and is a predicted model, not a curated record. NCBI's taxonomy places the organism in Eukaryota, Viridiplantae, Streptophyta, Magnoliopsida, Santalales, Ximeniaceae. Bases 205 to 1707 code for a protein of 500 amino acids. The transcript is spliced from 13 exons.